CUUCAAGUUUCGGAAACCCAGCUUACGUUACGUUUUACCUUUCCCCUGUUUUUAGCUCCUCUGUUUUCUCUGUUCAUUUCGCAGCAAUCUUUCUUCGGAAUUUAAGGAUAUCCAUUACUUUAUUUAGUUCUUCUCCUUGACAAGCCCCAAAAAAGAAAAAAAGGUGUUCUUGUUUUUUUUUGAAAGAAAAAUGUGUGGGAUUUUAGCUGUUUUGGGUUGUUCUGAUGAUUCUCAGGCGAAAAGGGUUCGAGUGCUGGAACUUUCCCGCAGGCUGAAACACCGUGGUCCAGACUGGAGUGGCCUCCACCAACAUGGAGACUGCUAUUUGGCGCAUCAACGCCUUGCCAUCGUUGAUCCUGCUUCGGGUGACCAACCUCUCUUUAACGAAGACAAGAGUGUUGCUGUCACGGUGAAUGGAGAGAUUUACAACCAUGAAGAACUGAGGAAGAAGUUGGUAAACCACAAGUUCAGGACUGGCAGUGACUGUGAUGUUAUUGCCCAUCUGUACGAGGAGUAUGGGGAAGACUUUGUGGAUAUGUUGGAUGGAAUCUUCUCAUUUGUGUUGCUUGAUACCCGAGACAACAGCUACAUUGUUGCACGAGAUGCUAUUGGGGUCGCAUCCCUCUACAUUGGCUGGGGACUUGACGGGUCGGUUUGGAUAUCUUCCGAAAUGAAAGGAUUAAAUGAUGACUGUGAACACUUUGAGUGCUUUCCUCCUGGUCACUUGUACUCCAGCAAAACAGGAGGAUUUAGAAGAUGGUACAAUCCACCGUGGUUCUCUGAGGCCAUUCCAUCAGUUCCAUAUGAUCCCCUUGUUCUAAGACGUGCUUUUGAAAAUGCUGUGAUCAAAAGACUGAUGACCGAUGUACCUUUUGGAGUUCUUCUUUCUGGAGGUCUCGAUUCGUCGUUGGUUGCUUCUAUCACAGCUCGAUACUUGGCUGGUACCAAGACUGCUAAACAUUGGGGAAGCCAGCUCCAUUCUUUUUGUGUUGGCCUCGAGAAUUCACCAGAUUUGAAGGCUGCAAGGGAGGUUGCAGACUAUCUGGGAACGGUUCAUCAUGAGUUUCACUUCACUGUUCAAGAUGGAAUUGAUGCCAUCGAAGAUGUCAUCUACCACAUAGAAACCUAUGAUGUUACCACAAUCAGGGCAAGCACUCCAAUGUUCUUGAUGUCGCGGAAGAUCAAGUCUUUAGGGGUGAAGAUGGUUAUAUCUGGUGAAGGCUCUGAUGAGAUUUUUGGUGGGUAUUUGUACUUCCACAAGGCACCAAAUAAGGAUGAAUUCCACCACGAAACCUGCCGAAAGAUCAAGGCCCUUCACCAGUAUGAUUGUUUGAGAGCUAACAAAGCAACAUCUGCAUGGGGAUUGGAGGCUCGAGUCCCAUUCUUAGACAAGCAAUUCAUCAAUGUUGCCAUGUCUAUAGACCCUGAAUCAAAGAUGAUAAAAAGGGAUGAAGGACGCAUUGAGAAGUGGAUUCUUAGGAGGGCUUUCGAUGAUGAAGAGCAUCCCUAUCUGCCAAAGCAUAUCCUUUACAGACAGAAAGAACAGUUUAGUGAUGGUGUGGGUUAUAGUUGGAUAGAUGGUCUCAAAGCACAUGCUGACCAACAUGUAACCAAUAAGAUGAUGCGUAACGCAUCUAACAUCUUCCCUCACAACACACCAACGACAAAAGAAGCUUACUACUACAGGAUGAUUUUCGAGAGAUUCUUCCCUCAGAAUUCGGCAAGAUUGACCGUACCUGGAGGAGCUACCGUAGCAUGCAGCACUGCUAAAGCAGUUGAGUGGGAUGCUGCCUGGAAGAAUAACCUUGACCCUUCAGGCAGGGCUGCCCUGGGAGUCCAUCUCUCUGCUUACAAUGCCGAGACUCCACUCAGCAACAUGCCAUCCCAGGUUAUCGACAAUAUACCACGGAUGAUUGAAUUUCCCGGAGUUGCUAUACAGAGCUAGUACCUGCCUACACGAAGGAAAGCAGAACACAUGAAUUGAAUAAUUCAGAGUAGAAUUUGUGGCAGAUAUCCAUGAAACUUCAUAAUUCUCUGAUGUGUACUAUAAGCGAUGUUUAUGAGUAACUAAAACAAUUUCUGAUUGUUUGAUCACCGUCUGUUGUUGUCAUCGACAUGUUGCUUAAGCUUUUGAAACUAUGUUGUUGAUAAUUUGUACUGGAAAGUUAAUCGUUAAUGAGAAUCUUCACUUCAAAA
This is a messenger RNA of Gossypium raimondii (Peruvian cotton), 2196 nucleotides long. RefSeq names its product asparagine synthetase [glutamine-hydrolyzing] 1. The coding region runs from base 191 to 1945 and encodes 584 amino acids. Lineage: Eukaryota; Viridiplantae; Streptophyta; Magnoliopsida; Malvales; Malvaceae. Gene Ontology annotation, molecular function: asparagine synthase (glutamine-hydrolyzing) activity. The transcript has 13 exons. Gene Ontology annotation, cellular component: cytosol. The record is from RefSeq and is a predicted model, not a curated record.